AUGGCCCAAUAUCAAAGAGGCCUCGCUGAUAAAAAUGAUAACAAGCUCAUCAGUCUAGACAUAUCGACCACAAUUAAAACAUUAGGAGUACAUUGGAAUGCCAUGCAAGAUACUAUAAACUAUGCGGUAAAACGCAACGAUAAUCCAUCCAAGGUCACUAAGAGAAAUAUAUUGUCAGAAAUUGCACGAAUCUUCGAUCCAUUAGGUUUAUUAGAGCCGGUCAUAAUCAACGCAAAAAUACUGAUACAAAAAUUGUGGCAGCUAAGAUCCUCAUGGGACGAAGCUGUGCCAGAAGACAUAGGCAGAGCGUGGCAAUCAUUUCGACACAAUUUGCAUAGAAUAAAAGAAGUUAGUUUUCCACGCAAGGUGUUAAACUGCGGUGUAGAAAUGGAAAUUCAUGGUUUUUGUGACGCAAGCGAAAGGGCGUACGGGGCAUGUAUCUAUAUAAAAACGACGGGCAGAAGAUCGACCAUUCAGCUAGUGUGUGCGAAAUCUAGGGUAGCUCUGCUCAAGACGCAAUCGCUUCCGCGCUUAGAAUUGUGUGGCGCAGUUUUAUUAGCACGCUUAUACGGGGCCACCAAACAUGCACUGCGAAGAGUCAGGUUUCGUCGCGCGGUGUUCUGUUCGGACUCGACAAUAGUACUACACUGGCUCAAAACACCACCACAUAUCUUGAAAACAUUUGUAGCGCAUCAGGUGAUAGAAAUUUUAGAAAGUAUCGCUCCUGAGCAGUGGCGGCAUGUGGCAUCGGAUUAUAACCCGGCAGACUUUAUAUCUCGCGGCAUAACAAUAACUGAAUUUAUUAAGAACGACCUCUGGAGGGCGGGACCUUCAUGGCUUCUCCAACGCGAAUUACGUUGGCCACAUCAGGUAAUAGAAAGUAUAGAAACGCCCGAGAGAGAAACUUUUUCCGAACUCAUUGAACAAAUCGUGGCAGGAAAGAAUAUUCGUUCGUCAAUAACAAAUCUUAAUCCAUUCGUUGACGAAAGGAGGAUCUUAAGAGUUGGCGGGAGACUAGGUAGAAGUGAUUUGCCAUAUGAACAAAAACACGCAGCGUUAUUACCGAAGGCACAUUUCGUCACCGCAAUCAUAAUACGUGAAAAACAUGAGAAAAUCUAUCAUGGCGGUGCACAAGCCACGCUUAACGCCGUUAGCGAAAACUUUUGGCCUAUUAACGGACGCGCUGAAGUGAAAGGCAUAAUAAGCAGAUGCACCAUGUGUCUAUUAUGGAAGCCGAUUAUUCCCAAAUAUAAAAUGAGUGAACUAACAACAAAUCGUUUACAGUUAAAUCGGCCGUUUCUUCAUACCCGAGUUGAUUUUUGCGGACCCAUAUUCAUAAAGGAAAAACAACAUCGGAAUCGUGGACGUAUCAAAGUGUACGUGGCGGUAUUCGUUUGCUUCACCACAAAGGCAGUACAUUUAGAAUUAGUAAGCGACUUGACGACCGAAUCAUUCUUAGCUUGCUUAAGAAGAUUCAUAGCUCGUAGGGGGAAAGGCUCAGACAUAUAUUCGGAUAAUGCAACAACUUUCGUGGGCGCGGCAAAUGAAAUACAGACGUUCGCCGCUCGACAAUUGACGAACGACGGUAUCAAGUGGCACUUCAUUCCUCCUCGAUCACCUCAUUUCGGAGGUCUCUGGGAAGCUGCGGUAAAGUCCUUUAAACAUCAUUUAGUUCGGAUAAUUGGUGAAACACUACUCACUUAUGAAGCACUUUUAACUUAUGUUUUGGAGAUAGAGGCCAUCCUUAACUCUCGUCCUCUCACACCCCUAUCCAAUGAUCCAAAUGAUCUGCGUGCUCUUACACCUGGGCACUUCCUGAUAGGUGACUCACUAAUAAGCUUGCCAGAUCACGAUUACAGGGACAUACCAUGUGGCCGAUUAUCACAAUGGUAA
Polistes dominula (European paper wasp) is the source of this 1893-nucleotide messenger RNA. RefSeq lists its product as uncharacterized. NCBI's taxonomy places the organism in Eukaryota, Metazoa, Arthropoda, Insecta, Hymenoptera, Vespidae. The record is from RefSeq and is a predicted model, not a curated record.